AAGCAUCAUCAGGCCUGAACAUAUCAAUGAUAAAAUUCCAAAACACAUUCAAAAUUCAAGGCCGGCCGAGUCCAAUUUACAAUACAAAAACCUAGUACAGCAAAGUAGRUCAUAGAAAAUUUUAGCCUUUCUUGUCCCCAUUGUCUAUAGACAAUGUUAACAUUUUAAGAGGUGAAUAGCGAAACAAGAGAGAGUACACGGUGAUGAAUUAUUGAUAGAGAAUCUGUCUUUAAACCUGUGCUAAUAAGCAACUGGCGUUAAUAAGAGGGAGGAGUCAAGAUGAAUAGCCCAAGUUGUCUAUCCUAUCACUUGGCUCACUGUACACAAGUCCUUAUGACGAACUCAAUAGCAAAGACAACACCAAGACAAGGCUAGUGUCUGUCACUAGGUUUAUAGACCAGCCACUAGUUCGAGUUUUCACAGUGUUCAUGAUUUCCAAAAUGAAGGGAUUUCCACAAGGUUUUUUCUCGCUUUUUUUGAUUUUUCUUGGCGGGGGAUUAUUCAAUUCUGUGAGCCGGUGUGAUGCUCAGAAAUCAACCGUCCCUAAAGUGAUGUACGCGUGCGAUGACCAGAUCAUGCAUAUUUCUUGUCCUCACAGAUCAUUGAGCGUCAAGAUUUUAUCGGCAAAAUACGGUCGCCUUUUGUCCGAAAAGAAUAUCUGUCAACCGAACUCAGAUCGACAGGUUGUCAGAGACUGUGGAGAAAAUAACGUUAAGCCCAAUGUAGAUAAACUUUGCGUGGGGAAAACAGAGUGUAGCUUCGACGUGGACGAUCGUAAUCUUGGUGCUUUUUGUGUCAACGUUUACAAGUAUGUCACCGUGAUUUUUAGUUGUGUUGUCAAGCCAACCACUAAGGAACCACCAACGACCACACCCACGACCACACCCUUGCCAACGACCGGUCUUACGACUACGACGUCUUUAGAACAAACAAUGGAGCCAAACACCAACUUAUCAUCAACUUACGUCACAGAUAACAGCACAAGUAAUAGCACAUCAGAACCUGAUAGGUCAAACGAGCCAAUAAAAGCAACCCAGGAAGUCAUUAAAGUAUCUCCCAGCCCCAGGAAGCCCAUCAUUGAGGUUUACGAACGAGACGUGUUUUCUCGACGAAACGGUGCCAUGUCUACCUUGUCCAGCGGUCUUCAUAGUAUUAUCUGUAAGUUUGCACUCUCUCUGUUGGUGUUGCUUGUAUUUGAUGUGAAUAUCUUCAGGGUGACAUAAACUUGCGAUGGUUUAAAUAUCAGAAUUAGUAAAUAGCGAGACGAUAGAGGAGCACGAACAGGAAAGGUACGUGGGAAGCUUAGUUUAAUAUGGACAAAAACGAAGCAAGUUAAUUUAAAGACGGUUUUCACUUGUACACUACAAUAUCUCAGCCCUACUGGCCUCAGUUUGAUGUGCGAAGUGAUGAAGGACAAGUCGUAUUACAUCAUGACAGACUAUCAAUGUCCUAUGGGCCUCACUUUGAUGCUUCUGUAAGCCGCAUUUCAUUAGAGUGAGUUGAAGAGUGCUUCAGCCAAUAAAGCCUUGCUUUCAUACAUCUUCGAAAGGCUAGUUUUCAUUGCGAGGCGAAGAUGGCUAAAGACAUUAAAGGACUACACGCAAGACUA
Actinia tenebrosa (Australian red waratah sea anemone) is the source of this 1609-nucleotide messenger RNA. RefSeq lists its product as uncharacterized. NCBI's taxonomy places the organism in Eukaryota, Metazoa, Cnidaria, Anthozoa, Actiniaria, Actiniidae. The record is from RefSeq and is a predicted model, not a curated record. Gene Ontology annotation, molecular function: carbohydrate binding.